Molecule: messenger RNA, 1413 nt
Organism: Miscanthus lutarioriparius
Lineage: Eukaryota; Viridiplantae; Streptophyta; Magnoliopsida; Poales; Poaceae
Source: the annotation of a GenBank genome assembly
AUGGCGGCGGCGGGCGGCGCCGUGGGAUUCGGCUAUCUCUCCUCCGUGGCGAAGGCGAACGAUGACGACUGCGCAGGCUUGGAACGUUCAUGCCUCGACAGGGCGGUGACGGCCGACGGCCACGCUGCGGCGGAGGAUGAGAAGGAGCGCAAGGACGAUGCGCGCUCCAAGAAGCGGCGUGCGUGGAGGCGGAAAGCCAACAUGGCCAUCGAGGAUCUCUGCGAGCAGGGCGCCGCCGUGUACGGGGACGGGGACGACGAGUGGGCGGAGCUGGAACCUCUCUUCUUCGACGAGGCAGCAACAGUGGCCGAGCACGGGAGGCGGAUGCAGAGAGAACAGCAGGCGGCCCACAACAGGAAGCUGUGCAGAGCCCGCGAGGCCGCCUUGAAUCGGAUCCGCGAGUACGAUCCGAAGACUGGGAGCACCUACUACUCCCGAGUUGAACACGUCGACGACAUCGCCACAUUCAACCACGACGAGGAGUCGCCACUUGGUCCAAUGAGAGACACUGAGGCAUUGAUCUAUGUACAUGGCACUGUAGCUUCAGAUGGUGAGAAGAAGUUCAUUGCCAGUGACUCUGCAAAUCUCCACUCCAUCGAUAUAACCUCCUUCUCGGAUGUUAAUAGCAAGGAUGGCAAUAUGCGGUUUGUUCUAGACUGCUCUGCAAACGUCUUCUCCGUAAAGAUAGUCUCCUCUGAUGUUGGCUUUCCGAUCGAAGUCUAUGGCACCGUAAUUGCCAGAGACAACAUCGAUCUCAAGUGUGUUUAUCUCUUCCGCCGAGAUAGAGAUCAUUGCCAACUCAUCUUGUCCAAGGAUGAAUCAUUGAUUCUGACUGGCCCAAAACGAGGACUCGCGCUAAAAUAUUAUUUGUAUUUUGAGUUUGAUUUGAAGAUCAAGUGUGUUGGAAGGCAGAAGAACAAGCAACUAAGUAAAGGUUACAUGGCAUUGGAUGGCUUAAAUUAUAGAUCGUGGCAAGAAAUGGAGGUUGAAAGGGAAACCCUGGACACUAAACUCAGUAAGGUGAUGAUUACAUAUGCAGUAGUCCAAAAUGCAGUCGAGGCAACUUUUGCUAUUGAAGUUCUGCAGGGAAGAUUUUACGGAGAAAUCACUGCUUGCACCACUGGUAUCCGGGAUAGCAUUGUGCUUCAUGAUAGCAAAAUGGCUGAAGCAAUGACUGACAAUGGAAAGGGAGUUAUCCAACUGUUGCGAAACGUGGUAGCUGUCAGUAUGAGGGAGAAGCUGAUAUUUACUAUUGUUGCCCGGACUGGUGAUGGUAAAACUAAAAGCACCACCAUUAGAUUUACUCCAGGAGUCAUUGGUGGAGAAGAAAAAGAAAUAACCUGUGGUUCCAUUCAGAUGUGUGUGAAGGUUACAUGGUCGAUAGUUUCACGUUGGUAUUACCCUCAUUGCUGA